This is a messenger RNA of Vespa mandarinia (Asian giant hornet), 2520 nucleotides long. RefSeq names its product tyrosine-protein phosphatase non-receptor type 11. Lineage: Eukaryota; Metazoa; Arthropoda; Insecta; Hymenoptera; Vespidae. The record is from RefSeq and is a predicted model, not a curated record. Gene Ontology annotation, cellular component: cytoplasm. Gene Ontology annotation, biological process: protein dephosphorylation; positive regulation of ERK1 and ERK2 cascade. Gene Ontology annotation, molecular function: cell adhesion molecule binding; receptor tyrosine kinase binding; non-membrane spanning protein tyrosine phosphatase activity.
CAAACAGCGUUAUAGUGCUUAGUUAAUGUUUAGUUAAAGUAUUUAGAAUUUUGUGGUCGCCACUGUGAAUUUCAAUGUGUUACAAUGAAGAAUUAAUUACAAGCAGGGCGUAGUUGUAAUUGCGACAUGGCAUCCCGCAGAUGGUUUCACCCUAACAUAUCAGGAUUAGAGGCAGAGCGCUUAUUAAUGGAACGAGGUUAUGAUAGUUCCUUUCUGGCACGUCCAAGUUCAUCCAAUCCUGGUGAUUUCACAUUAUCUGUAAGACGAAAUGGUGAAGUGACUCAUAUUAAAAUACAAAAUACAGGAGACUUUUAUGAUCUUUAUGGAGGUGAAAAGUUUGCUACAUUAUCAGAACUUGUACAAUUUUACAUGGAAAAUGGUGGACAACUUCGUAAAAAAAAUGGAGAGAUAAUAGAGUUGAAAUAUCCUUUGAAUUGUGCUGAUCCAACAACUGAAAGGUGGUUCCAUGGCCAUUUAUCAGCAAAGGAAGCAGAACGAUUGAUGAUGGAAAGGGGAAAAAAUGGAUCUUUUCUAGUUCGUGAAUCACAGAGUAAACCUGGUGAUUUUGUAUUAUCAGUUCGUACUGAUGACCGUGUUACACAUGUUAUGAUACGAUCUCAGGACAAUAAAUAUGAUGUGGGAGGAGGAGAUAAAUUUGAUAGUCUUAGUGAUCUCAUAGAGCACUAUAAACGUAAUCCAAUGGUUGAAACAAGUGGAAGUGUUGUUCAUCUCCGACAACCAUUCAAUGCAACUCGUAUAAAUGCUAGCGGAAUUGAAAGCAGAGUUAGACAGUUACACAAAGAAAAUGGGUGUUCUAACGGGUUAUUAUGUCGAAAUGGCGCGACAGAUACUAAUGAAGGCAGUACAGGUCGUGGUAAAGGAAAAGCAGGCUUUUGGGAGGAAUUCGAAUCAUUACAACAACUAGAAUGUCGUCAUUUGUUUUCCAGGAAAGAAGGUUUAAGAUUAGAAAAUCGAGCAAAAAAUCGAUAUAAAAAUAUUUUACCGUUUGAUCACACGAGAGUACGCUUGAAGGAUGUUGAUCCUAAUAUACCCGGAUCAGAUUAUAUCAAUGCUAAUUAUAUCAGGAAUGAAGAAGGUGAUGGAGCUGCACCUGGUAUUAGUGGAAAUGAUGUUGGACAGUUUAAUAAAUGUUAUAUUGCUACACAAGGAUGUCUUCCAAAUACCAUUGGAGACUUUUGGCACAUGGUGUACCAAGAAAACACUCGAGUAAUCGUUAUGACAACGAAAGAAAUGGAAAGAGGAAAAAAUAAAUGUGCUCGAUAUUGGCCUGAAGAGGGAGAAAUUGCAGAAUAUGGAGGCACAUGGAAAGUUAAUGCUCUUUCUUGUACUGUAACAGCAGAUUAUACUUUACGUGAAUUUUUACUGCAAGGAAACAAGCCAAACAACACGGUUGCCAGAAGAAUAUUCCAUUAUCAUUUUCAAGCAUGGCCUGAUCAUGGUGUACCGUCAGAUCCUGGUUGUGUUUUAAACUUUCUUCAUGAUGUAAAUGCUAGACAAGAAUUAAUAGCUGCAGCUGUUGCGUCAAAUACUCAAAAUGCACCAAGCAUGGGGCCAAUUCUUGUUCAUUGUAGCGCUGGAAUAGGAAGGACUGGAACUUUUAUUGUUAUUGAUAUGAUUUUGGAUCAAAUUAAACGCCACGGUCUUGAUUGUGAGAUCGAUAUUCAACGAACGAUUCAAAGAGUACGUUCUCAGAGAUCAGGUAUGGUACAGACUGAAGCACAAUAUAAAUUCGUUUAUCUUGCGGUAUUACAUUACAUUGAAACUGUAUCUCAGAGAAUGCAAGCUGAACAGAAAUCACUUCAGUUAGGUCGUGAAUAUACUAAUAUUCGAUUACGACGGUACUGAACGGUUUAAGAUCGUGUAGCGAAUAUGAUGAGGAAUGAGCCGCGGGAAGCUGCUCAAAGGAAAGUAAAUAUUUUAAAAGUAUGACGAUUUUCACCGACGUAACUGGUAUCUCGGUUCGCUUAUUAAAAUUAUCAAGAAUUGAGCAAUUAAACCGAUUAUCACGUAAUUGGUAUAAUACACCGGAACCGAGAAAGCGUGGUUAUCGGGGAAAAAGAAGUGAAGGAAACAAAGAUGAUAAUUUAUUUCAUUGCCUAGCUCGGAUUGAAGAGCGAAACUCUCAAUCUACAAAAAGAGGUUAAGACUACCAAGAUUCUAUCUCGGAAUAAAAUGAAAAAUAACUUUUGCAUAAUUGACAUAUAUAUGUGUAUGUAUAUAUAUAUAUAUAUAUAUAUAUAUAUAUAUAUAUAUGUAUACACAUAUAUAUACAUAUAUAUAUAAUGAUAAAGAUGUGAAAUUCCGACAGAAAUAAAAGUAUAAGUAAUUAUAAAAAGAAAUAUGAUAAAUUUCAACAAGAUUGGACAAAGUAACUCGUAUCUUGAUGUGAAAAUGAUAGAAAUAUUCGGACGAAAUCUAUUAUAUAAACAAGUCGCGUAUGUAUACAUUUUUCUAAUAGUACAAAAUACGAGAGAUAUUCGAUUUAAUGUACGAGCGAAA